CGCCAGGGGAAGGAGCCUCCAGACAUCACCGCCUCCUCCCUCCCGACACCAGCCCGCCCCACGCCGACAUGUGCCACACCAGCUGCCCCCCGGGCUGCCAGGCGUCCUGCUGCUCCUCCAGCCCCUGCCAGGCGUCCUGCUGUGUGCCUGUGAGCUGCAGACCCACUGUGUGCGUGCCCGUGAGCUGCAGACCCGCCGUGUGCGUGCCCGUGAGCUGCAGACCCACUGUGUGUGUGCCCGUGAGCUGCAAGCCCGUGUGUGUGCCCUCCUGCCAGUCCUCCAUGUGCUGCCAGCCCUCCUGCCAGUCCUCCGUGUGCCUGCCUGUGAGCUGCAGGCCUGUGUGCGUGCCCUCCUGCCAGUCCUCUGGGAGCUGCCAGCCCUCCUGCCAGUCCUCCAUGUGUGUGCCCGUGAGCUGCAAGCCCAUGUGCGUGCCCUCCUGCCAGUCCUCCGGGUGCUGCCAGCCCUCCUGCCAGUCCUCCAGGAGCUGCCAGCCCUCCUGCCAGUCCUCCAUGUGUGUGCCCGUGAGCUGCAAGCCUGUGUGUGUGCCCUCCUGCCAGUCCUCUGGGAGCUGCCAGCCCUCCUGCCAGUCCUCCGUGUGCAUGCCCGUGAGCUGC
Suricata suricatta (meerkat) is the source of this 614-nucleotide messenger RNA. Its product is annotated as keratin-associated protein 12-3-like. The transcript has a single exon. Gene Ontology annotation, cellular component: keratin filament. NCBI's taxonomy places the organism in Eukaryota, Metazoa, Chordata, Mammalia, Carnivora, Herpestidae. The record is from RefSeq and is a predicted model, not a curated record. The annotation marks the transcript as partial.